This is a messenger RNA of Aureobasidium melanogenum CBS 110374, 831 nucleotides long. RefSeq names its product Arabinanase/levansucrase/invertase. Gene Ontology annotation, biological process: carbohydrate metabolic process. The transcript has a single exon. NCBI's taxonomy places the organism in Eukaryota, Fungi, Ascomycota, Dothideomycetes, Dothideales, Saccotheciaceae. The annotation marks the transcript as partial. The record is from RefSeq and is a predicted model, not a curated record. Gene Ontology annotation, molecular function: hydrolase activity, hydrolyzing O-glycosyl compounds.
GUCGACUUCGCCGAUCCUGAUCUUCUGCAAGUUGGCUCACAAUGGUGGGCUUUUGCUAGCAACAACCACAAAACUAUUGCCAAAGUCGGAGGCAGUCUGAUCAACGUCCAAGUUGCUCACUCUCCAGACUUCAACUCAUGGACGGUGACGGGAUCUGAUGCAUUGCCCACGGUUGGUGCUUGGGUCGACCCUAACGCUGGCAAUCAAGGUGCAGCUGUCUGGGCACCAAGCGUCAGCCAAAACAAGAAGGGUCAAUACGUUAUGACAUACUCGGCUGCUGUCAAAGGGUCUCCUGGCAAGCACUGUAUUGGCGCUGCGUUGGCUUCUCAACCUCAAGGUCCUUACACCCCACAAGCCACUCCUCUGGUCUGUCCACUUGACCAGGGCGGCGCAAUUGAUUCUGACAACUUUAUGGAUGUUGACGGAACGCAAUACGUCGUAUACAAGGUCGACGGCAAUUCGAUAGGACACGGCGGUGUAUGUGGUAACACUGUCGCUCCUAUCGUGAACACACCCAUAAUGCUUCAGCGACUCGCAGAUGAUGGUGUUACACCUGUUGGCAGUCCUGUCAAGCUUUUGGACCGCAGCGAUCUCGAUGGCCCUCUGAUUGAAGCGCCAUCUCUCAUGCGUACCUCCAAUGGCAAAUAUGUGCUGUUCUUCAGCAGCAACUGCUUUGCAACAUCGAACUACGACGUUACUUAUGCAUUCGCCGACAACAUCAACGGUCCCUACGUCAAGCUUGGCCCCAUGAUGGUGACCGGCACCGACAACUUGUACUCUCCUGGUGGUCAGUCGGUAGCUGCCGAUGGCAAGCACAUGAUUUUCCACGCG